Molecule: messenger RNA, 1629 nt
Organism: Ogataea angusta
Lineage: Eukaryota; Fungi; Ascomycota; Pichiomycetes; Pichiales; Pichiaceae
Exons: 1
Coding region: 1-1629 (542 amino acids)
Biological process (GO): protein phosphorylation; regulation of cytokinesis; mitotic cell cycle
Cellular component (GO): nucleus; centrosome; spindle pole
Molecular function (GO): ATP binding; protein kinase activity
Source: RefSeq, a predicted model, not a curated record
AUGGACAAUGAAUUCCAUCUAAGUGAAUUCAAAAGCAUCAAAAAGCUUGGAUCGGGCCGCUUUGGUAAGGUGCUACUGGUUGCCACAUCCAGGGACCACCAUAUCUCGGAUUUAGCCAGUGUAAAUGGAGAGUUUUACUAUGCAAUAAAGAUAGUAGGUAACACGAAACUGGACAAACCGAUUCUGAAUUUGUCCAAUGUGUCCAACAUCAACCGAGUAAAGAACGAGGUUCGCAUAAUUAAGCUACUGCGCGGUUUUCAGCAUCCCAACAUUCUUCAAUCAUACAGCAUAAUCAGCCACUCUUCCAAUAAUCGAAUAUAUUUUGUUAGCGAGUACUGUUCCAUUGGAGAGCUGAAUCGCACAAAUUUUGCAACAUAUCCGACCACAAGGGAUAAGAUGGAGAACAUACAGACCAAGCUCCGAGACGUGGUCAAUGGGCUGGAAUUCCUCCACUUGCAGAAUAUCAUACACAGGGACAUUAAACCAUCCAAUUUACUAGUUGAUCAUCACGGCAGGGUCAAGAUCUCAGACUUCGGAACAUGCUAUAAACUCACAGGAAACGAGCUAGAAGACAAUUUUGAGGUGUUCAAGAAGAUCGUGGGGACGCCGUUGUUUAUAGCUCCGGAAAUCUGCGAAAACGAAAACACAAAGGAGCAGACUACAGGCAAAUCUGGCUUCUCGCUCUUCAAGUUUAAAAAAGAAAAAGAGUCUGAUCCGGGGUACAAGAUUGAUGUCUGGUCCCUGGGAAUCACUUUGUUUUAUCUCUUCUUCGAGACUUUCCCUUUCUACAAUGAAAACGAGUUUAAAUUGUUUCAUGACGUGGUAGAAAAUGACAUUGUAUUCCCGCCGUUCGCAGAGUGCUACACGCUGAAAAGGCUUACAGAUGCCAACUAUGGCUACGAUUACAACUCAAAGCUGGUGUCGUACUUCAAGUCUCUUGUUGAACUGCUGCGCAAAAUGUUGGAAAAGAGGCCCGAGAACCGGGUCGCAUUGAGAGCCGUCAAAACACACAAGCUGCUGAAGUAUUUUGCUGACUCAAAAACUCACCACGCAUACCUCAAACUCAACGACACGGUGCUCAAGAGCUCCGGCAGCUCGGGCCACCUAUUACGCAAUUCACGCUCGGGAGACCUCCUUAGCGAUUUCGACGAGGUGGCAGACACGUCGCGUUUCAAAGGAUUUUCCAAGCUGUUGAAUCUUUCCGGCUCUGCGACGCCUGAAUCCGACCUGUCUGAAGCCUCAGUCAUAAACAACUCUGCUGUCUCGCUGCCUAUCAACACAAAACACCGCCAUCUUCAGAACGCCAACGAACACCAAAUUAAUAAGCCUGUUGCUCCGUUCGUUGCUCCACAGGCCGCCAAAAAUAGAAAUUCUGUUAACACCAUCAACUCAUUACCCACAAAGCUUACCGAGGUGGUCGCGCCCGACCUCCAUAGCCCGCUGCUCGCGCAACCAACUGUUGCUCCGCCAAAAAUUUACUCGACAAGCUCUGCGGCCUCCACAGGCUCGAGCACAACAUCGUUGAGCAAGCUCAAAGUCAGCAAUAGAGUCAACUUCAAGGACGUGCUCGGCGAAAACUAUAACUCGCGCAAAAUGUACACGAUGGACCAAUUUCUAAGUAGGGAUUAA